CGCGGGCCAAGGCGGACCCUAUAAAAUUGGCGUCUUAGAAAGUAUAAACGAGAAAGAGAUUGAAACUGAAGCAGAAAAUCUCCUGAUAUACAUAAUCGCCAUCGUAGAAUUCUACUUCUCAAGUAAGAUGAGCAUAACACUCCUAGCAUCAAAGCAUCCAAAAAUCAUCCGCGUCUUUGAAUCAUGCCCCAUCAGAUAUUCUAUUCUUCUCUGUCGUCUCUCCACUGAACCCACCGCCUUACCACCACCAUCAGUACAACAAAACGAUGACUCAAUCGUAAAGCAAGCCGUGCAACUCCUUAAAAUCCCACACCAUGAAUGGAGCACAACCCAACUCAUUGACCUCCUCUUCUCCGAUCCUGCCCCUUCUUCUCGCCUUCUCUUCCAAAUCGCCCGCCGCUUGCCCUCCUCAUCACACGCCCUCAAAUUCCUCCAAUUUCUCCAAGACAAUUCCCCAUUACCAGAUAAAACCCAAUCCCUCUCCUCUACAUUCCAGGCCAUCGUCGAGCUAGCUAGCCGUGAACCCGAUUCCCGCUCGAAUUUAUAUGAGCUUUAUAAGGUGUCGAAAGAGUGGAUUGUUCCGCUUACCAUCAAUUCCGCCACGCUUCUACUUCGCUGCUUUGGAAGAAAUGGGUUAGUUGAGGAGUCUCUCAUUUUGUUCAAUGAACUUGAUAACUCUCUUAAGAACACGCAUGUUCGCAAUGUUUUGAUUGAUCUGCUCCUGGGAGCUGGGCACGUUGACCAUGCGUUAAAGGUGCUCGAUGAAAUGUUUCAAUCAAAGUUUGAUUAUCGUCCAAAUGAUGUUACUGGAGAUAUUAUUUUCUCUUGGUUGAUGAAGAGAGAACGAUUAGGCAGGAUUGUAACUCAAGAGGAGAUUGUUGAAUUGGUGUUGAAAUUUGGUGAGUUUGGUGUUUUUCCUAAAUCAAUUUGGAUAACAAAGAUGAUUACUAUGCUGUGUAGGAAUGGAAAUACUAAUAAAGCUUGUGAGCUUUUGCUCGAAUUGAUGAACCGGGGAGCUGCUUUGGAGGUGGCUCCUUGCAAUGCAUUAUUGACAGGGUUGGGGAGGGAUAGUUAUCGUGAUAGAAUGAAUGAUGUUAUGGCAAAGAUGAAGGAAAUGGAUAUUGAGCCAAAUGUUAUCACCUAUGGGAUUCUUAUUAAUCACCUUUGCAAGUUUAGGAGAGUUGAUGAGGCGCUGGAGGUGUUUCAAAGGAUGAAUGAAAGUCAAGAGGGGGAUGGGGUUUCAGUUCAACCUGAUGUUGUUAUUUUUAACACAUUGAUUGAUGGGCUUUGUAAAGUUGGGAGGCAAGAAGAAGGUUUGGGUUUGCUGGAAAGGAUGAAAUUGCAAAAGGAGUGUGCUCCUAAUACUGUUACCUAUAAUUGUUUGAUUGAUGGAUUUUGUAAAGCUGGUGAAAUAGAGAGGGGCCUGGAGUUGUUUGAUGAGAUGAACAAAGAGGGGAUUGUACCAAAUGCAGUCACUGUUAAUACUUUGGUGGAUGGUAUGUGCAGAAAUGGGAGAGCCAAUAGUGCAGUUAAGUUUUUGGAUGAGAUGCAGAGGAAAGGUUUAAAAGGCGACGUUUUUGCUUAUACUUCUUUAAUCAAUGCUUUUUGCAAUGUGAACAACAUCAGGAUGGCAAUGGAAAUUUUUGAUCAAAAGUUGAGAGAGGGAUGCUUUCCAGAUGCAAUAGCUUACUAUAAUUUGAUCUCUGGCUUGACCCAAGCUGGAAGGAUGGAUGACGCCUCUUCUAUUUUGUCAAAGUUGAAAGAAGCUGGGUUUCAUCCCGACAUUGUGUGCUACAAUCAAAUGAUUAGUGGGUUUUGCAACAAGAACAGGAUGGAUAAAGUUAAAGAGAUGCUUAACGAUAUGGAAAAAUCAGGAGUAAGCCCUGACAGCAUCACAUAUAACACUUUGAUUUCUUAUUGCAGCAAAAUUGGAGAUUUUAAAAUUGCUCACAAAAUGUUGAGAAAGAUGACCGAGGAUGGUCUAUCACCUACAGUUGUCACAUACGGUGCUCUAAUUCAUGCAUAUUGCUUAAAUGGCAAUGUUGAUGAAGCAAUGAAGAUUUUCAGAAGCAUGGGUUCUACUGCAAAGGUAGCACCCAAUACUGUGGUAUACAAUAUCUUGAUAGAUUCCUUGUGCCAGAAUAAUAAUGUAGAACUUGCUCUUGAACUAAUGGAUGAUAUGAAAGUUAAGGGCAUUAGACCAACUACUACAACAUAUAAUGCCAUGUUCAAAGGUCUUCGGGAGAAGAAAUGGCUGAAGCAAACCUUUGAAUUAAUGGAUAGAAUGAUCGAGCAGGCUUGUAAUCCUGAUUAUAUCACCAUGGAGAUACUGACAGAAUGGCUGUCUGCUGUUGGUGAAACAGAGAAGUUAAAAAACUUUGCUCAAGGACACAAGGCUUCAGCUUCUCCAUCAUAUAUUGGCGAUUUGCUGCCCUGACAAUUUGAAUUCAUUCAAGAAGGACCAGAUACUACAGUUUGAUGUUCAUAUAGUGUCUCUGUUUAGAUUUGCUAUGGCUGUGGGUGUUCUUUCAAGCGGAACUUGCUCUUAGAACCUCCGUUCUCGAAGAUGUAUCCACAUGUGCAUUUGCAAUUGCAUGCAAACCAUUGUGGAUUCAACCCCCCUCAUUUUGAAGGAUGGAAAAAGGAGAUGGACAAAAUCAACAAUGCUAAAUUAAUCAUAGUUUGAUUCGUGCUUGUUGUAAGUUAUAUGCUGUUGAAUCGUCAGACAUUGAAUACCUUGGUAGCAAAAUCAAUUCUAGAGUUAUAAUGAGCUUUAAACAUAGCCAAGUUUCUUGGCUUGACUGGGCAAAUGAUUUGCGAGAUUGAACUUGUACCGAAAUUUCUUUUAUCGUAAAUAGUUUCACUAUUUUUUUUUA
Messenger RNA from Hevea brasiliensis (rubber tree), 2876 nucleotides. RefSeq names its product pentatricopeptide repeat-containing protein At3g61520, mitochondrial. Lineage: Eukaryota; Viridiplantae; Streptophyta; Magnoliopsida; Malpighiales; Euphorbiaceae. Gene Ontology annotation, molecular function: protein binding. The transcript has a single exon. The coding region runs from base 128 to 2437 and encodes 769 amino acids. The record is from RefSeq and is a predicted model, not a curated record.